AUGGACUCGCAACUGAACUCGACAAGCUCCCGACUGCAAUUUAUGGAUCUCUGGAAGAAACCGUCUUCGAGAUCUUCCGAGCAAUCCGACGAUGCUCCGGACGGUCGAAUCGCGCAUACGUUAACGGCCUGUACGAGAUGCAGACAGCGCAAAUCCAGAUGUGACCCGGGAGUCCCAAGAUGCGCCCCGUGCGAACGCAGCAAUGCUAAAUGCGUCUACUUCGACUCCUCACGAAAAUGCACCAUCCCUCGAACGUAUAUCGUUUCCCUGCGCGAAAAGGCACGCGCGUUGGAAAAGGAGUUGGCGGAGCUCGAGAAGGAUUUCCAACAUGCCGCCGACGCGGAAUUGAUGGUACGCGGGGCGGGUCGCAUCCGGUUCAAAGAGAACGACGAGUCGAGGUUCUUGGGCCCGUCGAGUGGCAUCGCAAUCACCCGCCUGGUCAUGGAAAUGGCCAAGCAAAAUACCGACUCGAAGAGCAUUAAAGAUGUCGUCCCGGAAUUGACUGCGCAGGAAAUCAAGCUGGCCUUCGAAGAAGAAAGCUCCAAGCCAACGUCAAAAGUAUAUCCCAUGAUCAGUUCGAUCCCUCAGCCCAAUCUGCCCGCACGGAAGUCGACCGAUCGACUUGUCGAUGUGUUUGUUGUCAAGGCACAAGCGAUGCUUCCGACGUUACACCUUCCGACGUUUCGCCAGGAGGUCGACAACGUCUUCAACGGCUCCGAUGAUCCUUGCGAGAAUUUCCAGUUGCGAAUGGUAAUCGCGAUUAGCAUGCAAAAGAUGGGUCCGAUAUAUGCAGGGCUGGCCGACAGCUAUUAUCUCGCAGCGCUGCCUUAUUUGGAGGCUUCUCUGAAACGCAUGGAUAUCAAAUCACUGCAGUGCCUAGUUCUUAUCGGACAAUAUUCUCUACUAACCCCCACGAGAACUGCCGCCUACUGGGUGGUUGGCAUGGCGGUCAAGCUAUGUCAGGAUUUAGGAUUGAUGGACGAAGAUUCGAUCACGCAACCUUGCGGUGGACAGAGACCCAACCCUCUGGAAAUUGACAUGCGGAGAAGGCUCUUCUGGAUUGUCACGUCGAUGGAAUUCGGUCUCUCUCACAGCCUUGGUCGUCCGAGCUGCUAUUCUGUCAACCACGAUUACAUGCGCGUCAAGUUCUUCGAACUGGUGGACGACGACUGUAUCACACCGGAGGGCAUUCUUCCGGGGACCCCCAAACUCGCCAAAUGUAUCGCGAUUCAUUUUUUCAAAAUGCGACUGCUCCAGGCGGAGAUUAGACGGACUCUCUAUCUAAACAAACGCGAUACACCCACCGACGAUCAAGACCCGUGGUUUUCCCAGAUGCUCGACAAACUUGAUCAUUGGGUAGCCUCCUGCCCCAAGAAUGACGGAGGGAGCGGCCUCAGUGAAACGUGGUUUCUUGGUCGGCGAAAUACAAUGAUCGUUUUCAUGUUCCGGCCCUCGCCUCAAGUACCCGAACCCUCGUUGUAUGCGGCGCGGCGGUGCUACGAAGCAUCGAUAUUCAACGUGGCAAUGCAGCGAGAGCAAAUCGCGACGGGAUCCGUUGAUCUGACGUGGAUCUUCACUCAAUCACUAUUUAUGGCCCUCAACACCGUUCUUUGGUCCCUUUCGUAUCCCGAAAUUCGCAAGGAGCACUCCAUCGAGGAAGUCCAACGUCACCUUGACAUAGCACUCGAUGGCAUAGUGCUUGCCGCGGAAAGAUGGCCGGGCGUUGAAUCGGCCUUGCUUCUCUACAAGAAUCUUGUAACCGCGUGUCUCAAGGCAUUCAACACUGACGAAUCGUUCGUCGUCCAAUCUCCCUCCAACCAUGCGACCCCCACGUCUUCUCAAGAUGUGACGAGCCCCCCGUCAAUCUCGAGCCCCGCAAGCACAACCACUUCAUUCCACUCCCAGAAUGCACGGGCGAGCAAGUGCUCGAAUCCCGACAGUUUGUCGUCGGGCACCUUGUCGCGAGGCCCGUCUGCAGAACCGGCGUACUCAUACACGCAGGCUUCACCCGCGUCCUCUACGACAGUCGAGUCGCUCAAGGCUCCGCAGUACACUUUGUGGGAGCCGCAGCUCCAGCGACCACAGCCGGCGCCGGCGCCCGCGCCGCCACUGCCACCCUCGUCCACCGCGACGCCCACUCCCUAUACCAGUCCCCCCUACAGUGAACCGGCCGCACCCUUUUCGGAGUUGCAAUUCGACCCGGCGACCCCGCACAAUCCGUUCCCAACCGUCAUUCCCCGCGUGCAAGGCUGGGACCCGAACUUCACGCUCGGCACCACGACUCCGGGCCAUCUGGCAUUUGUCGAGGCGCAGGUGGAUCCGAUGGACUGGAUGGACAUCAUUGGAAACCAAUAUUCGCAAUAUUUCAACGGCGCAUAUCCCACCCCGUCCUGGCGCGGACGCACUCUCAGCCAGCAGGAACAGAUCGAAUUGAUGGCCUCGUUGGAGCAGAACAUUCCGGACGUUUCCGCCCAGCUGAUGCGCGAGACGGGGACAUUUUAUCAGACCUAA
Molecule: messenger RNA, 2511 nt
Organism: Aspergillus steynii IBT 23096
Lineage: Eukaryota; Fungi; Ascomycota; Eurotiomycetes; Eurotiales; Aspergillaceae
Product: putative C6 transcription factor
Exons: 4
Coding region: 1-2511 (836 amino acids)
Biological process (GO): DNA-templated transcription; positive regulation of transcription by RNA polymerase II
Molecular function (GO): sequence-specific DNA binding; zinc ion binding; DNA-binding transcription factor activity, RNA polymerase II-specific
Source: RefSeq, a predicted model, not a curated record